Molecule: messenger RNA, 3417 nt
Organism: Penicillium arizonense
Lineage: Eukaryota; Fungi; Ascomycota; Eurotiomycetes; Eurotiales; Aspergillaceae
Exons: 9
Coding region: 1-3417 (1138 amino acids)
Biological process (GO): ferulate metabolic process; cinnamic acid catabolic process
Cellular component (GO): cytoplasm
Molecular function (GO): carboxy-lyase activity
Source: RefSeq, a predicted model, not a curated record
AUGUCUACCGCAAGAGACAGAGAUCCAGAGCCUCCACACUUGAGUUUCCGCACCUUUGUGGAUUCUCUCCGGGGGGACAAGGAUCUAGUGGAAGUGAAUGACUCCGUCGACCCAAACCUCGAGGCUGCAGCUAUUACUCGUCUUAUAUGUGAGACCAACGACAAGGCACCGCUGUUCAAUAACGUCCUGGGGGCUAGGAAUGGCUUUUUCCGCAUCCUCGGCGCUCCAGCCGCGCUACGCCAAUCCAAAACGCAGCGUUUCGGGCGCAUCGCGCGACACCUAGCCCUGUCCCCCGACUCCGGCCCCAGCACAAUCAUGGAGAAGUUGCUCUCCGUCGGGUCGGAGAAGCUGGUUGAUCCUAUUACAGUCGAGUCGGGGCCUGUCAAGGAAAACAGCAUUGUAGGCGACGAUAUUGACUUGACAGCCAUCCCAGCACCCAUGGUACACGAGACCGAUGGCGGCAAGUACGUUGGUACCUACGGUAUGAACGUUCUUGCAGCACCCGAUGGCGAAUGGGUUAACUGGUCUGUCAACCGUACCAUGAUCGUGGGUAAGCGCACCAUGACUGGAGCGUGCUAUCCACCGCAGCACAAUUGGCAGAUUGUCAACAAGUGGAGAGAGAUUGGUCAAGACGCACCCUGGGCGAUGGCAUUUGGUGUCCCCCCCGCAGCAAUCAUAGUGGCUGCUAUGCCUAUUCCAGAUGGUGUCAGCGAAGCUGGCUACGUCGGCGCCUUGAGUGGGGAACCUAUGAAGCUGGUCAAAUGCGACACGAAUGAUCUCUACGUACCGGCCAACGCCGAGAUUGUCUUUGAGGGCACUAUUUCGACCACCGAACAAGUCCCCGAAGGCCCUUACAGCGAGAUGCAUGGAGUGAACUUCCCUGGAGAUUCGCAUAUGAUGCCACUGUUCAAGGUCAACAAGAUCACCUACCGCAACAACGCGAUUCUUCCCCUGUCAGCCACUGGCAGACUGACGGACGAAACGCAAUCCUUGGGAGGUCUAGUGACUGCCGCAGAAGUUUUGCAGCUCUGUCGGGCUGCCGACUUACCGGUUCUGCAAGCUAGCUCGCCGCUCAUCUCUCAGUGUACCUGGAUCGCGGUCCAGGUUGAUGGACAGCGGCUUCGAGCCAUGAAGAUCACCCCGAAGGAGCUAGCCGAGCUUGUCGCUAAUAUCGUGUUCAAGUCCAAAGCCGGGGUGCCAUUCCACCGCAUCAUCCUAGUCGGCGAGGACAUCGACGUACACGACGAUGCAGACGUCAUGUGGGCAUUCUCCACACGUUGUCGACCCGGGCUGGAUGAGUAUCCCUAUGAAGAUGUCAAAGGGUUCGCGCUCAUUCCUUACAUGGCUCAUGGCAAUGGCAAUCCUACCAAAGGCGGCAAGAUGGUCUGCGAUGCGCUGUUUCCCGUCGAGUACACCACCGGCAGGAACUGGAUCAAUACCAGCUUUCGCCAAGAUAUGCGCCUCACGAACAUCGUUUUAUUCGGCUCUGUUGCGUAUUGGGCCGCCGCGGCGCCUACAGAGUCUCACGCCCUUGUUGAAAGACAGGCGAUUAACGUGAACGGUUGCUGGUGUUGCAAUACGGUUAUAAAGCCUUAUGGAAACUUCUAUGGCGCUGGGGCUGGUUGUAAGGCUGGAGCGUGUGGUAAUCGAGAUCAUGAGCUCUGUUGCACUGCUGCCGUCCUCAUGCCUUUUAUCGCCUGUCGUGAGAUUCCAGCUCUAUUUCACGAACACCCAGCCCAAGCGGAAUGGAUGUGGGAUUCAGCUUUCAAUGACAUCCAGGAUCUCUUCUUUCUUUGGGCAGGCCGCCAACGACAGGAAGAAGUCAACCUGCACUCUAGUGCCUCCGAUGGACUAGAGGAACGAGAGCCAUUCAUAGUUGACCGGGAACAUGUCGACCAAGAGCGUUUUACACCAUGGAUAAUCCGGAAGUCUCUGCGCACAUGGAGCGAUAUACGAGAGUUCAUCAUUUCAGAGCAGGGACUGGGAAUAUUCAAGUGCAGCCUCGCAUAUCUACUCGCAUCCCUAGCAGUUUUCGUACCCAUGAUUGGAAAUCUCUUGGGCCAUCAGAACGGUAAGCAUUUGGUGGCGACGAUCACAGUCUACUUCCAUCCAGCGAGGACGCAAGGCAGCAUGUACAAAGCACUAAUAUGUGCCUCCGUCGCUUUUAUCUUUGCGGCGGUUCUCUCGCUAUCGAGCAUGUGGGUUACAAUUCUCUUUCAAAGAAAGCACGACAUGAUUGAAUUAGGCCAUGCUGUGGUGCUGGUAGUUUUCGUUGCCGGUGGAUUUGGGUUCAUUGGAUGGAUCAAACAGAGACUGAGUGAUCCGCUAGUCAAUGUUGCCUGCUCUUUGGCUUCGCUCGCAUCUACCAUUGUCAUUACCAAGGAAGGUGCUGUGCAAAGUGGCGCCCUUUCUUUCGACAAGAUAUCCCAGGUCCUAAGAAUGGUUCUUUUAGGCGUCGGGAUUUCGGCAGCUGUGUCGCUGUCGAUACUGCCUCUUUCUGCACGGAAGAAGUUCCGAGGAAAUCUUUCAACUCUAACAGAUACAGUGACAUUGAUGCUCAUGAGUAUCACCGGUAGCUCCCUUCGCGGAUCAGACUACGAGCUCCAAAAAGUAGAGUUUAUCAAUCUGUCUGCACGUCACGAUAAAGCCUUCGGCCAAAUGAAGAAUAUAAUGGAAGAGACAAAGCUUGAGCACUAUGUGGCGGGAACAGGGCUAGAGUAUCAUCUUGAAAAACGCCUCGUGUGUUUCAUGCAAGACAUCACCCAUAGCCUGGGCGGUCUACGCAGUGCAGGAGCUUUACACUUUGAAUUACUCGCACCGACCAGAUGUACGAGGCCGACACAGAUGUCAUGUCCGGAAACCGACUCCUCUGUUCCCGUCACCAUAGGACGUCCGAAGCUAGUCAGUCAGCCACAAUCUGUUUCAAAAUCGGACGUGGAACUCUACAAGGCAGAGAAAUUACAAUCUGCACCUAAGAUUCAACAGGACACUCCCUUGAACCAUUCCGGAGAUGAUUUUGAAUCAAUAAUAUCUCGGCUCGAAAUUUCCAUGCUCUCCCUGGCUUCUACUCUGAGAGAUAUCUUCAAAGAAGUGUCUUUUGGACCUGCCCCCGAUUACAGGAUCUCCAUUAAUGGUGGAGCUCGCCCCCGUAUCGAUGAAGCAGUUAAGAUAUACCGAGAAACUCGAAUGUCCGCUUUGUGCUCGCUUUCUCACGAAAGAGAGAUAAUGUCUCUCACCCAGGAGAGCAAAGCUGACCUUGAAGAAAUUUUCGCAAGCUGCGAUUAUUUUUCCGUGUCUCUCCUCAAGCUAAGUGAGAAGCUGCAACAGUUCUUAUCAGUUUUGGAGGAGCUUCAAAUCGAGGUUGAUGAAAGACCUAACGAAAAGUCUUGGACUUGGACGUGGGUUUUUCUGACCUAA